Molecule: messenger RNA, 1129 nt
Organism: Carassius auratus (goldfish)
Lineage: Eukaryota; Metazoa; Chordata; Actinopteri; Cypriniformes; Cyprinidae
Exons: 5
Source: RefSeq, a predicted model, not a curated record
UUGUGGGUUUUUCAGAGAACCGAUGAAGAAAAUGUUUCUCAAAUUAGUUUUGUUCUGUUUUUGGCAUCUGGAUGGUGUGUUUGGUGAUGAAGUGGAGUCAGUAACAGCGAUAGAGGGACAUGAGGUCACUCUACACUCUAAUCUUACUGAAAAAAAGGAUGAUGAUGUGAUUCAGUGGAGGUUUGGAUCUGAAAACACUUUACUAGCUAAAAUCAAUAAACAGACCAACAUUAUGACUGUAUAUGAUGAUGUUCUUGAUGGGAGAUUCAGAAACAGACUGAAGCUGGAUCAUCAGACUGGAUGUCUGACCAUCACAAACACCAGACCUGAACAUUCUGGACGUUAUGAAUUACAGACCAACAGUGUGAGAAAGUAUUUCAAAAUCACUGUAUUUAAUAGUGAUGCAGAUGCAGAUGCAGUGGAGUCAUUGAUGGAGGGAGAUUCAGUCACUCUACACACUCGUCAUGAUGAAAGGAUGAAUAACGAUCGGAUUCAGUGGUGGUUUGAAAAUGAAAACUCUUUAAUAGCUGAAAUGAAAGUAACAGCUAACGGUGUAACUGUAAAUACUAAUUAUGACUGGAGAUUCAGGGGCAAACUGAAGGUGAAUCUUCAAACUGGAUGUCUAACCAUCACAAACAUCAGAACUGAACAUGCUGGACUUUAUGGAGUACAGAGCAACCGUAUGAGAAAAACCAUCAUUGUCAAUGUCAGUGAUGCAGUGAAGUCAGUGAUGGAGGGAGAUUCAGUCACUCUACACACUCUUCAUGAAAGGAUGGAUAAUGAUCGGAUUCAGUGGUGGUUUGAAAAUAAAAAUACAUUAAUAGCUGAAAUGAACGUAACAGCCAGCAGUGUCACUGUAAAUGAUAAUUAUGACCGGAGAUUCAGGCGGAGACUGAAGGUGGAUCUUCGAACUGGAUGUUUAACCAUCACAAACAUCAGAACUGAACAUGCUGGACUUUAUGGCGUACAGAGCAACCGUAUGAGAAAAAACAUCAUUGUCAAUGUCAGUGUUCGUCUGCCUGUUCCUAUCAUCAGCAGAAACUCUUCACAAUGUUCUUCAUCAUCAUCAUCAUCAUCUUCUUCCAACUGUUCACUGGUGUGUUCAGUGGUGAAUGUGAGUCAUGUGACU